UAAAUAUAUUUUUACUUGUAUGAACUAAUGCUUGAUCUUGAACAGCUCUUGUGUAGCUGCAUGAUUCAAUCACGGGAGGGAUAGUUUCAAUCUGGGUUAUUGGUUUUAAUUUCCAACAUGGUCACUGUCAGAUUCCAUAACCAUAUAAUAUCUUUAAAUUUCGGUGUCUUUGUUUUUAUCUGAUGUCUUGUUCCGUUUACUGCCCCCUUUGCUUCUCCGGUAGAUCUGUUAUGCGGGGUGUGUUCCAUUCACUGGUUUAUUCAUGCUUCAAAUCUCACUCCUUUAAGGUCAGAUCGUCACAUUUUCAUAUUUCCCUUUUGCUCGGCCGGUAAAUAUACUGUUUUUUUUUCAAUCAUAAUUAUCUAAGAAAGACUUGGGUUUGCGUCAAUUUUAGCUUCGAAGUUGCCCAUUUUUAUGAUGCUAAGUCACCGGAAUAUUGAUGGGGUGGUGAAGGGGUUUUUAGGUUUUGGUUUGAGUUGAGUUUGUGUUUUGCAUUUGCUUAUGCUGCAGAGUGAUACAAACCUCAUUGUCAAUAGUAUAGUCUUUAGAGGGUUCAUGAGAUAGAGAGGAGAAAUGGGUAAUGGUACUUCUCGUGUUGCUGGUUGCUUUGUGCCGUUUAAUGGCAAAACCAGGGUUGAUUUAGAUCUAGAGCCCUUGGAUGAGGGUUUAGGCCAUUCAUUUUGUUAUGUUAGGCCUUCGAUAUUCGACUCUCCUGCCAUUACUCCAUCGAACUCUGAGAGGUUUACUGUUGAUUCGAGUACUCUCGAUUCUGAGACUUUGAGUGGGUCAUUUAGAAAUGAUACCAUCGAGGAACCUUUGGGACUACAGAGAAUGAAUAAGAGUUUUCUGGAAACCACAUUUAGGACGAUCUCCGGUGCGUCUGUCAGCGCGAAUGUAUCUACGGCUAGAACUGGUAAUCAAAGUGCGAUGUUUGCCAUUGAUGUCCAGGAGCCUGCUGCAUCAUUUGAGAGUACCUCAUCGUUUGCUGCAAUACCUUUGCAGCUGGUUCCUCGUGGUUCCGGUCCUCUCAAUGGGUUUAUGUCUGGUCCCCUUGAGAGGGGGUUUGCUUCAGGGCCCCUAGAUAAGGUAGUUGGUUUUAUGUCUGGACCAAUUGAGAAGGGUAUGAUGUCUGGACCCCUUGAUGCUACUGACAAAUCCAAUUUCUCCGCUCCACUUACACGCAGUCGUAUAAGACCACGUUUCCAGCGUUUGAUGAGAAGUGCUAGUGGGCAGAUGAGAAGGACCUUUUUGAAGCAUUCGAUGGGGUCUGGUUGGAUGCACAGGCUUUUCUUGCACCCAGUGACCGAAAUGGCAUGGCAUGCUAAGGAGACAAAGUUUCGAUCAGAACCCUCUCGAAACUGUUUUGAAGGGGGGCUAUCUGAAGGGGAGUAUGGGAACAGUCGCAACUUGCAGUGGGCUCAUGGAAAGGCUGGUGAAGAUAGGGUUCAUGUUGUGCUUUCUGAAGAGCAAGGAUGGCUGUUUAUCGGGAUAUAUGAUGGUUUUAGUGGUCCUGAUGCUCCUGAUUUUGUAAUGAGAUAUCUUUAUAAAGCCAUAGACAAAGAACUUGAAGGACUCCUUUGGGAUUAUGAUGAACCUGGAAUUGAUCUUUUAAAACCUGAAAUAUCAGAGAGUAAAAAUCAUGAUACUGGUUUAGAGUGCAGCAACGAAGAUCAGGCAAUUUCUUGUUCAGAUCAAGAAGUAUCAUCUAGCGUAGGAAAGCCACUUAAUGGAGAAAAUGACAAGGGUCAAUCUUCUAAUAUUGAAAUAACUGUGGAAAAUGAUGAUGUGAGGGGCAGCAAUGAAAGGAAUGUAUUUAAUUGUAGAAAGUCCAGUUUAGGGGUUGAAUCUGAGUUUGUUCAACAUGCAAACUUAGCUGGUCAAGGCAGGAAGAGCAUGCGACUUUAUGAACUACUUCAGAUGGAAUCAUGGGACGGUCAAGGUUCUUUGUCAACCUCUCAAAUGGAUAGACAAGGAAAGGUCUCUUCUGAUUGCUGUCAUCAGCUUUCAGAUAAUGUAGAAUGCAUCAGUUCAUCAAAUUACAAAGAUGAUGCUUAUAUCAUACAAUGUGAAGAUCCUACUACUUCAGGAGAGGAUACUGGGGUUGGGCUAGAUUUUGAUAAUCAAAGUGCUGCAACUGCUGCUUCCAUGUCAGGCCAAAGACAGAGUACAAGAAAGUCUUUGAUUGGUUCAAAGAUAAGAAAGAUAUAUCAGAAGCAGAAGUCAUUACGAAAGAAGCUUUUUCCUUGGAGACAUGAUUGGCACAGAGAUGAGAUUUGUGUGGAUGAGAGAAUAGUUGAAUCAUCAAGACCUAUUAGGAGGUGCAAGUCAGGAGUUGUGGAUCAUGAUGCUGUGUUGAGAGCAUUGGCUCGAGCGCUAGAAAGUACUGAAGAGGCUUAUAUGGAAAUGGUGCAAAAGGCUCUUGACAUAAACCCAGAGCUUGCUUUGAUGGGAUCAUGUGUACUAGUGAUGUUAAUGAAGGAUCAGGAUGUAUAUGUCAUGAACCUUGGGGACAGCCGUGUGAUCUUGGCACAAGAAAGACCAAAUGAUCGCCAUCCCAACCCAGCUCUUUUGAAGGAUGAUUUAAAGUAUAGAAAUAGAUCAAGAGAGUCACUAUUGUGUAUGGAGCUGGACAUAAUAUCUGAGGAGUCUCCUAUGCAUAGGCAACAUGGGCUAGUCAGCAUGAUAAAUAAGAACAGAGACAUCUCUAUCUGCCAAUUGAAGAUGAAGGCGAUUCAGCUUUCCUCUGACCACAGCACAAGUAUUGAAGAGGAAAUCUUAAGAAUAAAGGCAGAGCAUCCUGAUGACGACAAAGCCGUUUCAAAUGAUAGGGUGAAGGGGCAAUUGAAAGUCACUAGAGCUUUCGGUGCUGGUUUCCUGAAGAAGCCAGCUUGUAAUGAAGCUCUACUAGAGAUGUUUCAGAUCGAUUAUGUGGGAAAUGCUCCUUAUCUUAGCUGCAUCCCCUCUGUUGUUCAUCAUCGACUCUCCUCAAGUGAUCGGUUCUUGGUUCUAUCAUCCGAUGGGCUUUACCAGUAUUUCAGCAAUGAAGAGGUUAUUGCCCAUGUCACAUGGUUCAUGGAUAAUGUUCCCGAAGGUGAUCCUGCACAGUACCUCGUUGCAGAGCUUCUAUUCCGUGCUGCCAAAAAGAAUGGAAUGGAUUUUCACGAAUUGCUCGACAUACCUCAUGGAGAUCGGCGUAAAUAUCACGAUGAUGUUUCGGUUAUGGUUGUUUCAUUGGAGGGAAGAAUUUGGAGGUAUUCUGGAUGAUUUCUUCAUCUCCUUCUUUUGUUCCUUUUUUUUUCUUCUUCACAAUUUCAUAUUGCCUCAACAGUAUAUCGUUUUCAAGGGGUAAAAUCAUUUAUGCAUUUCAGAAAUGAAUGAGAAUCCUGGUCUCACCAUUUCCCUC
Messenger RNA from Hibiscus syriacus, 3403 nucleotides. Its product is annotated as protein phosphatase 2C 32-like. Gene Ontology annotation, biological process: protein dephosphorylation. Gene Ontology annotation, molecular function: protein serine/threonine phosphatase activity. The transcript is spliced from 4 exons. Bases 574 to 3264 code for a protein of 896 amino acids. NCBI's taxonomy places the organism in Eukaryota, Viridiplantae, Streptophyta, Magnoliopsida, Malvales, Malvaceae. The record is from RefSeq and is a predicted model, not a curated record.